Messenger RNA from Rubroshorea leprosula, 1436 nucleotides. NCBI's taxonomy places the organism in Eukaryota, Viridiplantae, Streptophyta, Magnoliopsida, Malvales, Dipterocarpaceae. The record is from the annotation of a GenBank genome assembly.
GAACCUAGAAUCAUUUCUAUUGGUCCUUAUCAUCGGCGGAAAAAACAUUUAAAGCCAAUGGAAAUGCACAAAUCGCGUUUUUUAAAUGAUCUUCUUCGACGAUUUAACGACAGUAAUGCUAAAGGAUUAAUUGUGGGGGUCAUGACAGAUAUGUUGAAAGACGCUCGUAACUGUUAUGAGAAAUCUUUGGUUAUUUCCAAUGAAGAAUUGUUGGAAAUGAUGGUUCUUGAUGGAUGUUUUAUUGCCGAGCUAAUUCACAAAUUUGCUAACGGAAGUUUGUGGAGUGACCCUAUCUUUAAUGUGGAUCAGAUUAUCGGAGCCAUUUUUAAAGAUUUAACACUAGUUGAGAAUCAACUUCCCUUUUCUGUACUAUGGAAGUUAUUUGGCAAGAUUAAGGAAGAUCCAAGCCGAUGCAUUUUUGCUAUUUUAAAGAUGUUUGAAGGAAACAUGCCAGGGCUCCGGGCUUCUGAAGGAAAUAGCUAUAAUGAAAAUUCAAUGAAAGACGUAAAGCAUCUGGUAGACUUAUUACGCACCAAUUGGCUUCCUUCUGAGAAUUUCAUGCGUGAAUACGAGGAAGUGACAGAAGAUGGUGAGUGGUCUUUCAUACGUUCUGCCACUGAACUGAGAGAGGCAGGAAUCAAGUUCAAGAAGGUUAAGGUUGAGGGGGGCAGCUUGUUUGAUAUAAAGUUUGCAAAUGGGAAACUUUACAUUCCAGUUGUGACAAUUGAUGACGAUGCUGAGAGAUUGCUUCGUAAUAUCAUUGCCUGCGAACAGUUUGACUACAGUGGAUCUCCACAGUACUUAACUGAAUAUAGAAAAGUCAUGGAUUGUCUCAUCAACACAGGGAAGGAUGUGGAGUUACUUUGUCGCAAACGGAUAAUUGAUAACUGGUUGGGCACUGACGAAGCAGUUGCCGAACUGUUCAAUACGCUCGGAAAAGUCAUGCUCUCCAGAAGGAACUUCUUUUAUGCCAAGUUAUUUAAUGAUGUCAACAGCCAUUACUACAAACCUUGGCACAAAAGAAUGGCAAGCUUAAGGCACAAUUAUUUCAACACACCAUGGGCGUUGAUCUCCUUUAUUGCUGCAGCUUUCUUGCUUCUGCUUACCCUGCUGCAAACAACAUUCACAAUUUUCCCCCGGUCUUGAAAGUUCCAGAAACCUUUAGUAUGGAGGGAACGGCGUGGAUCAGCAGAUAGGACCAAGAUGUGUGAAAAGUUAAAAGUGUAAGAGUACAUGCAUAUACUGGUUUGAAAUGUUUUCAUGUGGAUCCUUUUGUUUGUGUAAUUUUCAUUUUGCAUCUUGCUCCCCGUGUUUUGUUACUUGUUUGUUUGGGUUUCUUUUAGGCUUCUAAAUUGUCAAGUUGGUCUCAUUGGAAUUUUGUUAUAUUGUUAAAUUUGUUGUCCUUGCUAAGAAAUUAAUAUAAAAAAAAAUUAGCA